Messenger RNA from Nanorana parkeri, 1746 nucleotides. RefSeq names its product cornulin-like. The transcript has 3 exons. Gene Ontology annotation, biological process: cellular response to cytokine stimulus; regulation of phosphatidylinositol 3-kinase/protein kinase B signal transduction; positive regulation of cell cycle G1/S phase transition. Bases 22 to 1746 code for a protein of 574 amino acids. The record is from RefSeq and is a predicted model, not a curated record. Gene Ontology annotation, molecular function: transition metal ion binding; calcium ion binding. Gene Ontology annotation, cellular component: cytoplasm. NCBI's taxonomy places the organism in Eukaryota, Metazoa, Chordata, Amphibia, Anura, Dicroglossidae.
ACAAAACCGUAAUUUGCAAAAAUGACAAAACUCGUCGGGUCAAUCCGUGACAUUAUUGAGCUUUUUGAAAAAUAUUCCAAGCAGGACUGCAGCCACACCAAGCUGAACAAACAGGAACUCAACCUUCUGAUUCAGAAUGAGUUUGCAGAUGUCAUUAAGAACCCUAAAGAUCCCAAUACCAUCUCAACUUUGCUUAAAGUUCUCGACGAGAACAAUGACGGGGAAGUGGACUUCAAUGAAUUUUGCGACCUUGUCUGUAAGGUGCUGAAAAGUUAUUACAAAGUAGUGUAUGAAUCGGAUGCUGCAUGCCAAAAAGGGUUGCCAGAGAAGCAAGGUGAUACAACAAAGCAGGAUUCAUCACAGGCAAGCGUUGCCCCUCCUAAAUAUUACCAGAAGCCUGUGCACCCCGAGCCUGGUAAAAGCUCUGAAGAUAAGUCUUCACACCAUGGCCAAACUGGAAGCAGUGCAGAUCAAAGUGGUGGGCAAAUGUCAGGAGGUGCCACAUGUUCAUUAGGUAAAGUAAGCUCAGGGAAUAGCUCAACUCAGACUGAAGCACGCAGGGCUCCAGCUACACAACCAGGUACCUCAUCUUCCCAGUAUAAGCAAGAUAGUAGUCAAACAACCCAAGUAGGCAACACCUCCACCACCACCACCACUUCCGGCAGUUCCCAAAAGAGCCAACAGGAAAAAGACAAAACAACUGAAGUUGGUACCACCAGAACCUGUGCCACCUCCUUGCCAAGCAAACAGGGAACAGAUCAAACCUCACCUAAAGUAGGUACCACCACUUCCACCGUCUCCAGCUCUCAGCAGAGCCAACAGGGAACCGGUCAAACAGGUACCACCACCACCAGUUCCCAGCAGAGCCAACAGGGAAAAGAUAAAGUAUCCCAAGUAGGCACCACCACCACCACCGUCUCCUCCGGUUCCCAGCAGAGCCAACAGGGAACAGAUAAAGUAUCCCAAGUAGGCACCACCACCACCACCACCUCCUACGGUUCCCAGCAGAGCCAAAAGGUAACAGAUAAAGUAUACCAAGUAGGCACCACCGCCUCCUCCGGUUCCCAGCAGAGCCCAAAGGUAACAGAUAAAGUAUCCCAAGUAGGCACCACCACCACCGCCUCCUCCAAUUCACAGCAGAGCCAACAGGGAAAAAAUCAAACAUAUCAAGCUGGCUCCACCACCACCACUUCCUCCGGUUCUCAAGCAGGUAACACUGCCACUUCCACUAGUUCUCAGUAUCAAUAUUACAAAGAUGAUAAAAAGCAAACUCAAUCUGGCUCUGACACUUCUCAGGCCCCAACCCAGCAGGGCACCUGCUCAACCGCUGCUAAACCUAAACAGGAUAAAGACCAAACAGCACAAGUAGGUACCACCAUUACCACCGCCACAUCGCAGUCCCAAAACCAGGGGGGUAAAUCCCAGACAACUCAAGUAGGUAGCACCAUCACCACCACUUCACAAUCCCAAAAAUACCAGGAGGGUAAAGAUCAAAAAUCCCCAGCAGACCAAAAAGCUGCACAGGAUUACUCUGGACAAGCCCAACAGGAUCCUCAGAGAUUCUAUCAACAGUCAGUAUACUUACCUCCCCCGACUCUGGGUCAAGGAACUCAACCCUCACAACAGCCACCUUCUUAUUCCGAAGUCCAGAAAGACGCAGCCAUUAGCCCACAAGCCCCACAGGAGUACCAAGGAACCCAACAACCCCAGGUUUAUCAAUACCAAUCCCAAAAGAAGAACAAGUAA